AUGCGAAUGAUUAUUUUUGUUUGCUUAAUUGUUACAACAAUCGUUUGGCAUGGAAAAUGCUUUAGCAAUAUACCAUUAAUACCAUAUAAUUUCAAGCUUUACUGUCGGAAUGGCCAAUCGCACAUUCCGGAAACUCGAGUUCCCUCUUUGUGUCCGUCAUCCAGCACCUCCUGUGGUUAUUUCGAAUUUGGAAAUAUAUUAUUAUCGGGAAAUAAAGAUGAACCAUUAGGAUUCUAUGAAUGUAUCAAUUCAAGCAUUCUUAUGCCUGAUAAUAAUAAUGAUGAUAAGAUAAAACAGUUACUAUUUUCGAAAUAUUGCGAUGAUCAGGCACGUUGUCGAGAAAUAAUGCUUUCUUCAUUCGAUCCCAAAUUUGUUGAAUAUUUAAUUAAAAGUAAUGAUGAUAGAUAUUUAAAUGAAAGAGAUGAUGAUAAAUUACAACGAUUAUUAACAAGGAGAAUAAAAUUUUGUUGUGCCAUCAAUGAUUAUCUCCUUCAAAAAAUUAUACAUUCCGGUAAUUCUAUUCUUCCUACAUUAGCUCCUUCUGAACCAGUCAUUUGCAACAAUGUUCACUGUCAAGGUUCUCCAAUCGGAUGUCUCACUUAUUCGGAAUCCAACCAAACACAACAAUUGGUAGAAGAAGAAGAAGAUGUUGUCAUUGUGCAACCUAUGCAUAUUAAUUAUGAGGAUUAUACAGUGAUUUCAUCUCAACCAAUAAAUAAUAAGUAUAUGAGGAAGUAUACCAUGGAACAUCAUUGUGUUUAUCGUCAUUUCAACGAUGAAAUGUAUCGAUACUGUUUGCUAAUAAAUGAUCAGCCAACGAACAAUAAUCAUUGCCUUUACGGCGAUGGUUAUCAGUUAUGUUGUUGUUUCCUUCAGAGAGAAUUCUUCCUAGGAGCUCGAACGUGUGAUCCGUUAUCAACAGAAGUGAUAACAAAGAAAUCUAUGGAAAUUUCUGAAAUUGUUCCCAAUCAAUCGAUAACAUCUCUUCCAACUUAUAAUACAAAUAUAAAAACUAAGCUUCGUAUAAGGUUUUCGUAUAUGUUUAAAAAUUAA
Molecule: messenger RNA, 1053 nt
Organism: Cercopithifilaria johnstoni
Lineage: Eukaryota; Metazoa; Nematoda; Chromadorea; Rhabditida; Onchocercidae
Source: the annotation of a GenBank genome assembly